Molecule: messenger RNA, 9522 nt
Organism: Sciurus carolinensis (gray squirrel)
Lineage: Eukaryota; Metazoa; Chordata; Mammalia; Rodentia; Sciuridae
Gene: Heg1
Product: heart development protein with EGF like domains 1
Exons: 18
Coding region: 179-4564 (1461 amino acids)
Biological process (GO): heart development
Molecular function (GO): calcium ion binding
Source: RefSeq, a predicted model, not a curated record
GGCCCCCGGCCGCCCUCCCUCGGCUCCCACAACUUUUGAGGCUGGGAGCGCGCUCGCAGCCUCACUCCGCUCACUUCCCUGGGCCGGCGCGGCAGCGGCUGCCCGCUUCCCUCGCACCCGCGCCGCCCCGCGCCCUCCCCGCGCGCCGGGCAUGUGAGCGCGGGCGGGCGCCGCCACCAUGGCCUCGCCGCGCGCCUCGCGGUGGCCGCCGCCGCCGCUCCUGCUGUUUCUGCCGCCGCUGCUGCUGCUGCUGCUGCCGCCACCGGCGGCCCCCUGGACGCCGGGUCAGCCUCCCUCCCCGGCCCGCCCAGCGCUCCUGUCCAGCGUCCGGCCGGCGCGCCCGCCUGACCUCGGCCGGGAGCGCGAGGCGCUGCCUCUGCCGCCGCCCCAGAAGCGCCGCGAGCCCGCGCCCCUCGGCCCCAGCCACACUGCCCCCGCGCCGGGCGCCGCGACACCGCGGGGACGCUUCGGCUGGGCCCCCCGAGUCGGGAGCGCGGCUACUAUAAGUAACCACUGGCCUGAAAGUAAUACUGAACCCCACAUAGAAAACAUCGUCUUUUAUCAGAAUCAAGAGGACUUUUCAACAGUGGACUCCAAAGAGGGCACAAUGGUUCAGACCUCCAGAAUGAGCCAGGUGUUUUCAGAAGCUCCAGUAAACCUCUCUCCCCUAAUUGAAACAGCAACUGUGGAGGGAAGGAACAAGUCUUCAAGUAGAACAAACUUCACCAUUUUGCCUAUUGGGCACUCGUCUGAAAUUGCAACAACUAUAACAUCCCAGGGCAGCACCUUAAGCUUGGAACGACUUCACCUUCCAUCCAGCAGUUCAGGGUCAGAAGGAAGAACAGCUCCUUCUCAAAUGGAGAGCAGAAUACCCCAGGUCUCCCUGGGGAAGGUGAAGGGGCUCCCAGAAGAAGUGGCUGUUCACAGCCAAGUGACUGGCACUUCAGAUUCAAGCUGGUCUUCCCUUGCUGCUUCAGAGCCAGGAGAACCCACUAUGCUAUCGAGGAAGAGAAAUUCCUUGGGACCAGAGCUCUCCUUGCUGCAUAUAUCCAAGACAAUUUCUUAUUCUCCUCCCUCAGACCAUUCCUCAACUUCUGGGAGUAUAAAAGAACUGAACAACUCUACUGCUCUCCAAAGGCCACUGGUCAACCAGACAAAGAGUACACAUGUUGCCACCACAUUCACUGACAGUGUUUCAAGGAUUCUUAGGUCUUUGACUAUCAGUCUGGGACCUAUAAACAAGACAGAAGAUUUGCCUACAGACUCCAAAAUUGCCACAACUUCAGUUUCAGUCUCUUCCUCACCCUCUGCAGUAGAAUCAAGAAGUAACAGGAGAGCAACCAAGACUCCAGAAGAUGGAGAACUCAUUGAGCCAUCUACAGAAAAUGAAUCUGGUGUUACAUCUUUACACUGGCAAAAAGAUUCCACAACCUUCAGAGGCCAUCAACUUGCCCUAAGCUCUGAAAUGAGAAAUGGAAGUUUCAUGCCUCAGACUGAGACUGUGUCUAGGUCAGUUCCCUCCAUUAGAGAUGAAGAGAGCACAGCACACUGGUCCUUGACCAACAGCAAGACAUUUGCAGAUGUUACAGGAAGCUCUGCUUCACAUCCUCGAUUUAUGAACUCUUUAGUUUUGACUCAGUCCUCAGACUCUGCUCAACAGUCCAGAGGAGGUAAUACAGUGUUGGAUGAGAACAGUUACUCAGAGUCUUCAUCUACAUCUUCCUCAGAAAGCCUAGAUUCGUCAACACCACAAGGAGAACAUUCAACCCUGGAAGACGACGCGGCGCCGGCCUCGCGCUCCCGCAGUUCCCUCGCCGAGGGGAGCACUUCCGGGGCGCACUCCCGCGGCGCGCACACCUGGGCCGCUCUCACCGGAAGCGGGGAGCGCACGCUGCGGUCGCUUAGCCUCGCCGACGCCACCUCUGCAGAGGUGGGGAGCUCUGCGGGCGCCACUCAGCGCGGGAACGUGACGGACCACGCGGGCCUGCUCUCGCGGUCGCCGGGCGCGGCGCCUGCCCUCGGAGGUGUCACUGGACUUAGCUAUGGUCAAGUGAGUGGCACAGAUACUGAACAAAGGACUUCCAGUGACCACACAGAUCACACCUAUGUUUCAUCUACUUUUACCAAAGGAGAACGGGCAUUACUGUCCAUUACAGAUAAUGGUUCAUCCUCAGACAUCAGUGAGAGUUCAACCUCUUAUAUUAAGAUCUCAGACUCUCCAUAUUCAGACUAUUCUUCCUCUUCUCAUGCUCAGACUGAAAGAAGGAACAUCUCAUCCUAUAAUGGGGAGUAUGUUCAGCCGUCCACUGAGUCACUGACUCUGCAUACAUCCAGCCUUCCAUCCUACACCUCUACCAUUAAUAUACUGAAAACUUUGGUUCUUAUGGAUGCCAGUACUGAGUCUGUUGGUGACUCAUCUUCUGCCUCGGGCCCUUCUUUGCCUUUGCCCUCAGUGUCACAAUCCCACCAGUUGUUCUCAUCAAGUUUACUGUCAACCAAGGCCUCCACCCAUCAGCUGAAGUCUACCUCUGAGGCAUCUACACUUUUGUCUUCCUCACCAUCACCUUUACCAGUUUCCUCGACAGCUGCUUCUCCUGUCCCACUUUCUGUCUCACAGACAACCUUACCACAUUCUUCUACCCCAGUCCUGCCCAGGGAAGGAGAGAUGCCUGAGUCUUCAGUUCAGACAUCAACAAUGGUGUCAUCCAUGAUAAUACCCCACAGUAGUAAUACAGCAGAUCCCAAGAACCAGAGCAUCCCACAACAAGAGAAAAUCAUUACAGAAGCAAAGUCACCAACCCUAGUGUCUCUGCCCACAGAAUCCACCAAAGAUGUAACAGUGAGUGCUCCUUCAGGGGUUCCUUUGCCCCCAGCCUUAACUGAGUCCUUCACUAAAUCAGCCCUUCCAGCCAUGAGCACCAGCUUAGCCCAAAUGUCUCCAACUUUGACAACUACUACUCUCAAGGCCUCUCAUUCUUCUGUGACCACUCCCAGUACCUUGUCAAGUACAGAAGUUCUGAGUACUGACCCCAUAGCUGUACACACUACAACUGGAAAACAGCUCUUCCCUACCAAUCCUGAAAUUCUGGUGCCACAAAUCUCAACAGAAGGUGCCAUCACCACAGAAAGGAACCGUGUGCAUAUUGAUGCUACCACCCACUUAAUCACUCUGACCAAUGUACCAACAUCAACAAAAGAAUUGACCACAAGGCUUGAUAUCACAGAAGAGUAUAGCCCAGCUUCACAUUUCCUCAGAACUUCUCCUUUCCAAACCACAGAUGUUUCUACAGCUGAAGUGUUGACUCCUAAACCUACCACCUUUGCUACUCAGAGUAGCACACAGUCCCCAAUGGCAUCGUCACCUCCACCAUCAGUCAACAGCUGUGCCAUGAACCCUUGUCUUCAUGAUGGCAAAUGCGUUGUGGACCUCACCAGCGGUGGUUAUCGAUGUAUGUGCUCACCUUCCUGGCAAGGGGAUAACUGCAGUGUGGAUGUGAAUGAAUGUCUGUCAAACCCAUGCCCACCCCUGGCCAUAUGUAAUAAUACUCAGGGAUCUUUUACCUGCAAAUGCCCAGUUGGAUACCAGUUGGAAAAAGGAAUAUGUAAUUUGGUUAGAACCUUCGUGACAGAGUUUAAAUUAAAGAAAACAUUUUUUAAUGCUACCGUGGAAAAACAUUCAGACCUACUUGAAGUUGAAAAUGAGAUCACUGAAACAUUAAAUGUGUGUUUUUCAACGUUACCUGGUUAUAUUCGAUCCACAGUCCAUGCUUCUUGGGAAUCCAGUAUGGUGGUGAUCUCACUGCAAACCACCUUUUCCUUGACUUCCAAUGUGACACUGUUUGACUUGGCCGACGGGAUCCAGAAAUGUGUCAACUCCUGCAGGUCCUCCGCUGAGGUCUGCCAGCUCUUGGGAUCUCAGAGGCGAAUCUUUAGAGCGGGCAGCUUGUGCAAGCGAAAGAGUCCAGAAUGUGACAAAGAGACCUCCAUCUGCACUGACCUGGAUGGUAUUGCACUAUGCCAGUGCAAGUCGGGCUAUUUCCAGUUCAACAAGAUGGAUCACUCCUGCCGAGCAUGUGAAGAUGGAUAUAGGCUUGAAAAUGAAACCUGUAUGAGUUGCCCAUUUGGCCUUGGUGGUCUCAACUGUGGAAACCCCUAUCAGCUUAUCACUGUGGUGAUUGCAGCAGCAGGAGGUGGGCUUCUGCUUAUCCUAGGCAUUGCACUGAUUGUUACCUGCUGCAGAAAGAAUAAAAAUGACAUAAGCAAACUCAUCUUCAAAAGUGGGGAUUUCCAAAUGUCCCCAUAUGCUGAGUACCCUAAGAACCCUCGCUCACAAGAAUGGGGCCGAGAAGCUAUUGAGAUGCAUGAGAAUGGAAGCACCAAAAACCUCCUCCAGAUGACAGAUGUGUAUUACUCGCCCACAAGUAUAAGGAAUCCUGAACUUGAACGAAAUGGACUCUACCCUGCCUACACUGGAUUGCCUGGAUCACGGCAUUCGUGCAUUUUCCCUGGACAGUAUAACCCAUCUUUCAUUAGUGAUGAAAGCAGGAGAAGAGACUACUUUUGAGUCCAGGAGAGAGAGGGCCCCAUUACUCUGAGCCAGAUUCCCAGGAUCUCUAUGGCUCAGAGGACACACUGGCUGCUCUCAGGACUUAUCAGAGCCACACUUAAGUGGCAAGCAGAAAAGAGACAGGCACAAGGAAGGGUCUUGACCACAGUGGAAGGGGACAGAUAGAUGUGGAACUGCAGACUGCUUGUUCAGCACCUUUGUUGUUACUGUGAACAUGAACAUGGGCCAGUACCAAGAGAGUUUCUGAGUGACUGCAACAUGGCACUGGCACUAGGGGCAACCGUUAGCCACAACUGUAUCAUUGCGAGGACCCAAUUUUCCCUUAGUUUGCACUUUAGUGAAUUGGGCAGGGAGGUUUCCUGAAUUUGUUUCAAGAUGGUUCAGGAAAGAAGGUUUCCUUUCCUGAGACACUUCCAUAGGCCACAAUUUGGUGAUUAAUUUAUAGCCAUAUACUAGCUCUUUGUUUUUGUCCAGUGCCUACAUGCUAAGCAAUAGAUGGGGAUGAACAUACCACUAAGGUUUGAAGAUGCUGCAGUUGAAUGUACAGUAUUUUAAUAUUUCUGGGUCGUUGUAUGCUAUGGUUUCCAAGUCAACCCCCCAAAAUGAGGAAUUGACAUUUGUGAGGCACAGCACACAACUCCCAUUUGUAUUUCAAGGCAAGGUGGAACAUUUAUUUAAGAGGCCCCCCCCUUUUGCAAUUAAAUCUCACCUUUUCAAGCAAGUCUGUAUCAGGGCAAAACAAUUUCUAUUUGGUUUUAGUUGGAGGCAUCCAGUUGCCCCCCAGUAAGGUCCAGCAGUCAGAAUUGGGGGUUGGUCCUAUAGGCAGUGAGGUACUUUCUAUCUAAGAGGGCUUUUCAUGAGGUUUGGUACUCUGACCACCAUCAUGGAGACCAGAGGCUACAAAGGAUAGGUCAGAAAUGGAGAGCUGAAUGCUGGUUGGGUCUUAGCUGGUAUUUCACCAGUAAAGAAAAAGCAGUGUGCCACAGUCCCUGCAGCUGAACCAAGUUAGAGGAAGGAGCUGAAUAGGCAUGUUGGUUUCCUACAUCGACAGUACUUUAGGAAGCCAUGGAUUCUUGGGGGAAGAAUAGGGACCUAGGAUGGAGCUUCAGGUAAGUAUGCUUACCUGCUAAUCUUUAUGUCCAUAAUCUCAUCCACAAACUCAGUUUAAACCUCAGCCACUCAGAGCUAUUUAUUCAUUGAAGAACUAACUUAUUUUCUCAUAUCCAAUCAUUUGUACCUCUUUAUUGACGGUGUGGGGUGUCCUCUGGAAACACAGUUGUAGUUCAGGGCAGCAUUGGAGAAGUACAUCCUGGCAGGUUAGUGAUGUGAGAGUUUACUUUUGGGAAGGAGAUUGUGAUGUCUUAUUUAUCAUACCUGUGAUAUAGGUCCUGCAAGGGAGGCAUGUCCAACACUCAGUGUCUUUAACUGCUCCCUAUGGAACAAUAUUCAUUUAUCUGUUUGUGGAACAUCUGGUUUUGGAUGAAAUGAUGGGAACACAGAGGUAAAAGAAUGUUUCCCUGAAGCUGGGAGUUAAAUGGCACACAUUUCUGGAAAUGGUACAACUGUUGGGACAUUUCUGACCUGGGCGUGGUUGUUUCUUUAGGAUUCUCUAUAAUUUUUUCAAAACACACACAGUCCUCUCCCUAAGUGUUUUAGGUGUGGCUCCUGUGUCCCUUGGUCUCUGCAACUCACCAUCACCUGCUAUAGCAGGAACACUUGAAAGGGGCAAUGAAUUUUAGCAGUUAAAAACGCACCUACAAAUAUAAAAAGAAUUCUGUCAUCCAUGGAUGUUAACUUAAAAUUUUAAAGCAUCGCUUUCUUGAAACUUUGGGUCUUAUAUCUCUGUGGAACUAAAUAGCCUUUUGUGCCUCACUGCCUCAUAUCUAACUGGAGAGUUUUGAGCUCCUGCACUCAGUUCACCUGAGCCAACAACUUAGAUCCCUUGUGAGGUGAUGCCCCUGCUUGUCCCUAGGCCCCACAGCUUUGGGAAGAGCCACCAUAGAAGCUCUUCCAAGACAUGUAUUUCUGCUGCCUUGAGCUGACAUCACAGCAGCAAAUCAUCUCCUAUCUCAGGGUCAGAAGCCUUAAGUCCCACAAAAUGAAGUGUUGUGUCCCAAGAGCAUUUUUGGGAAGAAUUCCAGUCCAGAAAAGUGUGUCCUGUGAGUUUCAUGCCUUUUGUUCAAGUUAAGAUUAAGGGUGUUUGUUGUUGUUGUUGUUGUUAACUGUGACCAAAGCACUAAGCAAAGUUGAGUUCAUACCAUCUCUACAAUUUUCAGGAGGCGUGGUAUGUGGAAAGCAUCCUGAGGUAUAAGAAAGCAUGAAAAGAGGCAUGGGUGUUGCUCAAUGCUCACCACAUCCUAGGUGAGGAAGGGAGAGGCUGAGUCCACUCCUGCUUAAGGUUAAUACUUCCAGAAGGGGCCUGCUUAUGCCAAGAGGAAACAGCUGGUAUGGUAUUAGCAGCCCAUGGACAGAACAGGUUUGGAUGUGUGUACACCUGACAUGGGGGAUCCUAGCCAGGGUGCAAGAGCUUAGCAUCAGUGCUCACACCUGGAAAUUGUGAUUCAUGUGCACACAAUGUCAUGGUCCUGCAUUGGGACCCCACAGUGGGGGAGAGUGUGAGGAAGGAAAAAGUGACACUAACCUGCCCUCAAGAUGCUUCUGUAGGGAAGAAUCAGGCCAGGAGAACCUGUGUGUCCUGGAACAUGCCAGAGCGUGACUUCCCGGCUUCCUAGCAUCCAUGCUGGGUUUUGUUUACGCUCCUAAAAAUCUUAUUUCCAUUGUUUUUUUUUGUUUGUUUUUUGUUUUUUGGGUUUUUUGUUUUGUUUUGUUUUUUCGUGUUUGAUCCAUGAACUAUUUCUUUAGGAGGAUAAAUAACAUCUUUCAUGUUCCUGCCAUGGCCAAGUUCCAUACAAGUUACAGCACCCUUGUUAGUUGGCCAAGAGAGCAUGUAUUUCCUGGAUAUAGAAACCUUCAGAGAGGAUAAAUAGUCAGCCUCGUAGAAGCAGGAUUCAAGUCCUAGUUGGCCUGACUUACCCUGUUGUUCUUUCCACUAGGUCUCCCUGCUCACCUUCCUGGCAGGCAUCUCUCCAUGCAGUGUACUUUAAGUAUCAAAGAGGGCGAGAGAGAUUGAACUUAAAUUAUUUUUAGAGAAAAUAUUAAACAGUACCCAAACUAAUGACAUGAAGUAGAAAAAGGUGUUGAAUAUCCUUUUGAAAAUGUUUUUUCAGGUUGGUUUUUUAAAUGUACAUUUCUUGGGUGCAUGUGGUCCUCAUGAAGAAAAUAGUGACUGGCUUAUGCUUGGCAAGAAGCACAUCAAUAUAUGUCUUUGACAGUAGGAAGUUAAGGUGAUGGUCUGUGUGGGUUUUUGACAAGCACAGCCAGACGUACAUUUCCUCUGGAUGGCUGCCUGUCUUGUUUCCAUAGUGAGGCCGUGGCUUCCAAAUAUCGGGAGAACAUUUGUGUGAACCAUUAUCAGAUUUGGAAACAGUUUAAAUGCUGAUAAAUCUGCCUCCAUUAAGGGAAAGGUAAUUUUCAGAAGCAGCUAAGUUAUUUAGAGCCAGAAUUGCUGACUGAAUGGUACAGUCAAGCUGGAUGAUGGUAGUUAAGAUCAAAAAGUCAGAGGUGACUAUUGAGUUUUUGGAAGAGGUAACUCUUAGAAGUUGGCCCAUAGUAGAGGGCAACAUCUUUGCAAUAAGAUACUGGAUUGCUACCCAAAAAUGUCUGUGAAGGAUGAUCGCUAUUCAGAUGUAAAAGUUCUAGAGCAGUAAUGUUAGGGUGCCCCCCUCCUAGCACAUGGCCUUCUGAUGCUUCAUUAAGCUACUUUGCCCACUGGUAAAGUGCUCAGGUGCACUUUAACUCAUUUGACUUUGCCUGUAUAGUGGAGUUACCCAAACCCAUAAUUAGGGCUUUGAUUCAUAAUUCUAAAAUAAACUUUGACUUUGAGACUAGAAGACCUUUCUUUGAAAAGAGGAAGAAAGCAAAGUUAGUAUCUCAGUAUUUUGUAUUUAAAACUGCCCUUAUUAUCAUAAAUAUAUUUUUUCUAACUGAAAGCUUUUGUGGAGGUAGGAAGGGACAUUUCAUUUCAUUUCUUCUGGAUGAAGCAUCAUUCUAAGGUUCUUGUGUGCAUUUUUGGAAACAAAUAGGGUUUUAUAGAGUUCACCUUUGGGUAAGUGUUCUUGUUUUCAUUUUGUUUUCUCAAAACCCCAAAGAAGAAACUUGUAAAAAUGGUAGGGACAUUAAAUGAUAAUUAAUUUGUUGUUCUAAAGUAUCUUAAUAAUAUUAUACUCCAUAUCUGAUGUAAACUUUAGCUCACAGAAAAGCCUGUGAAACCAAAGGAAACUAAAAAGAGACAGAUCCUAAACCAGACCUGUACCAUGGGCAUUUUAAGAGACCAUUUCAAGGGAGUUUGCUAUUAGAUUUGGUUUUAUAAUUUUUUAAUGAUGUUCAGUGCACUUCAGUGCAGAGUUCCUGGGUAGAGAGGAUAAGACAGGACAGGGAUGGAAUGGAACCAGUUUGUCUGGGACACUGAUCCAACUCACUUAUCUUUCUGUAUUACCUAAAUUUGUUCUAAAAAGAAAAUUAUUGUUUCAUCAAGAGUGCUGUGAGUUUUUAAAAUGUUUGUGUUGCUGGAUUUAUGGUUAAAUGGCGCAUGUAGUGGAAAUAUGAACUUUUUGAGUUUUCAUAUUGUCCUGGAUUUCUGUUUGUAAACCUUUGAACUUUAGCCCCUGGUUGAUUGUGUUAAAUCCAUUAUGAGAAUGUUAUUUAAAGUUGUAUUAUAAUUGCAGCCUUCACUAAUUAUUCAGUACUGUAGCAGCAAAGUAUUGUUUGUAAGAAUUCGGUUAUUUUUCUACUUAUAUCCACUAUAAGUCUGGCGUUCUAGUCAGUGAAAUGAUGCAAUAAAAUGAAUAUUGUUCUCAAUAUGUGUUCUUCUCUUAUUAAUAAGUAAACCGACAGGA